AUGGUAAAAAGAUCUUUGGAGGAGCCCAAAGGGAAACCUACAUCAGCAGAGGUAAAAAGAUCUUUGGAGGAGCCCAAAGGGAAACCUUCAUCGGCAGAGGCAUGGUCUAUGAUUUCUAAAUUGACUGAAGAGAAAGCUUCCGCUAUUCACCAAAAUCAGAAGCUUCGUCAGGAAUUGUGCAAGGACAAAUUUCUCAUUCAAAGUGUUAUUGCACCCAAUGGUGUCACUCCUAAAGACAUAACCCCAGAAAUGUUUAAUAAGGAGGAUGGGAAGGUUGUUGACGAGUUCAAAUUGAGGGUUAUUUACAUUCCUGCUAAUCCCCCUUCACCAGUCCCUGAAGGAUCGGNUGAGUGA
Ilex paraguariensis (yerba mate) is the source of this 354-nucleotide messenger RNA. NCBI's taxonomy places the organism in Eukaryota, Viridiplantae, Streptophyta, Magnoliopsida, Aquifoliales, Aquifoliaceae. The record is from the annotation of a GenBank genome assembly.